UUUGUCGUACUCAUAUAUAUAUAUGUAUAUAUAUAUAUAUUUACAGAAAAACAUACAUGAAAUAUAUUAUUUCAGAAUUCAAAUGAACUUAAUAAAUUUCAAUUAGUUGAACUUCCAAAUUACACAUCAACCAUCGUUCAAAAUUGUCAUUAGAUUCAAAAGUCGAAAUAUAAUUAAAAGUGGAGUAUAAAGUUGUGCCUUGAUUUUCUAAGUUUAACGAGUACCAUGUACUAUAUUGUCUUUUAUCGAAUGUAUUCAAUGAUAACGAAAUAAUAUAAAUGUAUUUUGUUGAGUUGAAAAAAGGAAAAGAAAAAGAAAAAAAGGGAAAAAAAACGAUAUUUAUAUAAUGAUAGAGCUCUGAGAGAGAGAGAGUGUGUGUGUGUAUGUGUGUGUACGUUUAAGUUUGGAAAUCAACAUGUUACUGCCAUGGGGUACAAAAUUAAUCUUUAAAAUCGUACGAUUAAUUUUAAUUAGAUGUGUGUCAAAACUUUCUCUUAUAAUAUAAUGCCCUUUAUACUGCGUACAAUUUUUAUCUGACCGAACGAUUUGCAUUUAAUAUUUGAAGGGGAAAAAAAAAAGAAAAAAAAAGAACAAACAAAAAACGAGAGUGAGAGAGAGAGUGAGAGAGAGACUGAGAGAGAGAGAGAGAGAGAGAGAAGAAAAAAAAAUUAUUAAAAAAACGAGAGAAAAAUAAGAAAAAUGAUUUUUAAGAGGUUUGAAUAUCAUCAUCCCUCUUUCCAAGUAAUAUUUCCAAUGACACUUAAUAAUCAUACACGUUCUUUGGAUAUAGUCGGGUUAUAAUUUUAUUAUACAUAAUUAGAGAACGACAAUAUAUAAUACACGAAGAAAAUAUAUUUAAAAAAAUAUAUAUAUAUACAUAAAUAAAAAAGAAAAAAAAAACAUUUAAAGAAAAAAAAAGAGAUAACCAAAGCAUUCUAUACUUGAGCUUAAUAGAAGAAGAAUGUUAUCGAACAGUGUAGUAGUGUAUUAUCAACAUUUUUAGCGACCUCGGAGGAAGACGACAUAGAUUUUAUUCAACAGCGUGUAACUUCUGGGGAGGAUUAUUCAAUGGACUGUUGUUUGUGUCAGGAUCAUUAUAAUAAAAAAAAAAAAUCGACCAAGUAUUUGAUCAACGACGAUAUCAAGGCAAUAAUUUGAAUAGAUCGAGUAGACUACGUUCACAAAGAACAAGAGAAAACAUGGAAUUAAGGUUGAUUGGAAGUCAGGUUGAGGAAGCCUUAGGCGAUGACAGGCAAGCAGUUUUGAUACAACAGUUGGAUCUUGUCAGCAAUGCACUUGAGGCGUUGAUCCAUUUCGUACAAUCCUUACAAGUAACCAAUCUAGCUGUUCAAAGGACGAUAGACAUUGGACAUUUGUUAAUUAAUAAUCGUUCAUCAUUGACCGAUAAUUCAACGAGUUUAAAAUUUUUAACAGGACAUAUACAACAGGUAGAAAAUUUAACAGCAAAUGAUUUAUAUAUUAAUAUUUAUUCUUAUAACGAUUGGAUUUAUCAGAUAGAGAAUAAAAAGAAAUUUCGUUCGUCAUUCUUACAAGAUUUAAAGGAACACUGUUUGAAGAGUAUGAAUAUGUCCAAACAAUUACGUAUUUUAUUGGAGGAACAUAAAUCAAGGAAAGAAGAUUUUUCGAUUGCUGCGAAAAAUUUUCAAAAUUUUCUUAACAAAUCUAAAUUGUCACCGUCGCAAUUAGAAAAAUUACGUCGACAGUAUGAUAUUAUCUUGGAGGAUUAUCAAGAGAGUAAACAAAUUUUGGACAAGAUUGGUAACAUUGCACGAAGGUUUUGGAAGGAUAAUCGAAUUUUUUAAAGAUUUCGAUUAUUACAAAGAAAUUUCGGAAAUAUUUAAACAAUUAAGAGAGAAUUUGUACAUCGAGGAUUUCGGUAAUUAAUGGAAACCAAAAAAGAAGUAAUAAUAAUUAAUUUCUUAAUCCUAAUCUUAAUUUUCUAUUUCUCGAUACAGUAAAAGAACACAGCAUUGCCGUCGAAAUACCGGGAAACGUGGAAACGUGUCAAUUGUGUCAAACGACAAAUCGAGUCGAUAAGAAAUAAUAAUAAGAAUAAUAACAACAAUCGCGAAUAAAAGUGUUUUCAUCAUUGAAAAAUGUAUGUUGGUAGAUUAGAUAUACAACGAAUUAUAGACGAUUUGUGGGAAAUCUUAUAAGUUUAAUCCUCUUAGAAGACCGUGUCAAGGUUUGUCCGUGCCACUGAUCAUCUUGUAAACUUAAAGGAUCUCGUGAUCCAUCGGUGCAGAAAAAAAAAAAAAAAAGAAAAAAGAUAGGAAAAGAGAAAAAAAAUGACAAGGUAUAAUCGGCUUUCGAACGAGAAAAUAAAAUCGAUUUGUAUUACAACGAGAUUAGUAGUAAUAUUUGUCAAAAGCUAGUAAAAAUAAAAUAAUGGAUAAAAGUUCUAUUUUACGUAAAAAGAAAGGAAAAAAAAGAGAGAAAAUAAAA
Vespa mandarinia (Asian giant hornet) is the source of this 2466-nucleotide messenger RNA. RefSeq lists its product as uncharacterized. NCBI's taxonomy places the organism in Eukaryota, Metazoa, Arthropoda, Insecta, Hymenoptera, Vespidae. The record is from RefSeq and is a predicted model, not a curated record.